Microthlaspi erraticum is the source of this 1929-nucleotide messenger RNA. The record is from the annotation of a GenBank genome assembly. NCBI's taxonomy places the organism in Eukaryota, Viridiplantae, Streptophyta, Magnoliopsida, Brassicales, Brassicaceae.
AUGUCUGAGAUUUUAUCUUCGUUGAGGUCACUGAUGGCCUCUCACUCUCCUCCUCUCGACGCUUUGGUUGUCCCUUCCGAAGAUUAUCACCAGAGUGAGUAUGUUUCUGCGCGAGACAAACGCCGCGAGUUCGUGUCUGGAUUCACUGGAAGUGCAGGUUUGGCACUGAUCACAAAGAGUGAAGCAAGGCUAUGGACAGAUGGACGCUACUUCUUGCAAGCAAUGCAACAGCUUAGCGACGAAUGGACACUAAUGCGAAUGGGAGAAGAUCCUCUUGUUGAAGUUUGGAUGUCAGAUAAUCUAUCCGAAGAGGCAAAUAUAGGUGUUGAUCCAUGGUGUGUCUCAGUAGACACAGCCAACAGAUGGGGGAAAUCAUUCGCCAAGAAAGAUCAGAAGCUAAUUCCGACAACAACUGAUCUUGUAGACCAAGUCUGGAAAAACCGUCCUCAAUCUGAGAUGAGUCCUGUUGUUGUCCAUCCGUUGGAGUUUGCAGGCUGUUCUGUUUCAGACAAAUUAGUAGAUCUGCGAGGAAAGCUAAAGCAAGAGAACGCGCGUGGUUUGGUCAUCGCUGCUCUUGAUGAGGUUGCUUGGCUAUACAACAUCCGUGGAACUGAUGUUGAUUACUGUCCCGUUGCUCAUGCGUUUGCGAUUGUUACAACCGACUCUGCGUUCCUCUAUGUUGACAAAAAGAAAGUAUCUGAUGAGGCAAAUGGUUAUUUCAAGGGACUUGGUGUAGAAGUCCGGGAGUACAACGAUGUGAUCUCAGAUGUGGCCUUGCUUGCUUCGAAUCGUCUUUUUUCAUCUUUUUCCUCUAAAAGUGGUGCAAAGGAUAUGGAGAUUGAUUCUGAGAAGACUGAUCGGUUGUGGGUGGAUCCUGCUUCGUGUUGCUAUGCUCUUUAUUCUAAAUUGGAUGCGGAUAAGGUUCUUCUGCAACCGUCUCCUAUAUCCCUCUCAAAAGCCUUGAAGAACCCGGUUGAGCUCGAGGGACUCAAGAAGUGUCAUGUUCGUGAUGGUGCAGCUGUUGUUCAGUUCCUUGUUUGGCUCGAUAAACAGAUGCAGGAGCACUAUGGAGCAUCUGGAUACUUUUUGGAAGCAGAGUCAAACAAAAAGAAACCAACUGAGACAUCAUCUAAGCUUACCGAAGUGACUGUGAGUGAUAAGCUGGAAAGUCUCCGAGCUGCCAAAGAGCAUUUUAGAGGUUUAAGCUUUCCUACUAUAUCAUCUGUUGGUUCGAACGCUGCCAUUAUUCAUUAUUCACCAGAGCCAGAAGCUUGUGCUGAGAUGGACCCUGACAAAAUUUACUUAUGUGAUUCAGGAGCACAGUAUCUCGAUGGAACAACUGAUAUAACCCGAACGGUUCACUUUGGGAAACCUUCAGCUCAUGAAAAGGAUUGUUACACUGCGGUGCUCAAGGGUCAUGUUGCACUUGGAAAUGCUCGGUUUCCUAAAGGCACAAACGGUUAUACACUUGAUAUUCUUGCUCGAGCUCCUUUGUGGAAGUAUGGCUUGGAUUAUCGACAUGGUACUGGUCAUGGAGUCGGCUCUUACCUUUGUGUUCAUGAAGGACCUCACCAAGUUAGUUUCAGACCGAGUGCUAGGAAUGUACCUCUUCAAGCUACCAUGACCGUCACAGAUGAACCUGGUUACUAUGAAGAUGGGAACUUUGGUAUUAGGUUGGAGAAUGUUCUUGUUGUCAACGAUGCUGAAACCGAAUUCAAUUUUGGUGACAAGGGCUACUUGCAAUUUGAGCAUAUUACUUGGGCACCAUAUCAAGUGAAACUUAUCGAUCUAGACCAGUUGACUCGGGAGGAGAUCGAUUGGCUUAACACAUACCAUUCGAAAUGCAAAGACAUCUUGGCCCCUUUCUUGAACCAAACCGAAUUGGAUUGGCUCAAGAAAGCUACACAGCCUGUGAGUGUAUCGGUUUAA